AUGCCGACACCGCCCGUCGCCGCUCUCGCGACCGCCCGCGGCAAGAAACAAGCUCCGUCGAGAUUUCAAAGUGUUCUCUGUUUGCGACAUUUUCCAGAUUGGACCGGGCCCGGUCGGUCGGCUUGUCCUCAGCAACGAGCAGCGGCUGCGGCGGCUGCAGUUGCAGCAGCGGCGGCGGCGGCGGCGGCGAGCCACGAGAACGCGGAGCUCGCGCAGAAACGAAGAUUCGUCUGCGGCACCUGCGGCAAAUCGUACAAGUGGAAGGAGUCGCUUUUGAAACACAGGCGGAUCGAGUGCGGGAAACUGCCGCAGUUCUGUUGCGAGUUCUGCGGCUAUCGGUUCAUGCACAAGCACCAUUUAAUGAAACACGUGUCCGCCAUCCAUCAGCUGGACCAGCCGAACGUCGCCGUCAUGCUGACGUACCAGUGACGCGCGACCGACCGUUAGAGAAAGCUGUACCUUUGUCGAAUAAAAUUCUACUGUCAACGGCGAA
Molecule: messenger RNA, 493 nt
Organism: Megalopta genalis
Lineage: Eukaryota; Metazoa; Arthropoda; Insecta; Hymenoptera; Halictidae
Source: RefSeq, a predicted model, not a curated record